Messenger RNA from Owenia fusiformis, 371 nucleotides. Lineage: Eukaryota; Metazoa; Annelida; Polychaeta; Sabellida; Oweniidae. The record is from the annotation of a GenBank genome assembly.
AUGGUGACGUUGUAGAAGGUCCCUUUGCAAACUGGGACGCAACAGAUGGGGGAAAACUUUCACGCACUGUUCAAACCUUUCCGAAUCAACUCACAACUCAAGCAGACAUAAUGGCGGUACUGUCUGGAACAACAUUUGCAGGAAUAUUUGGGUUGCUUGAGAGUAUACACAACAAAGUCCAUUCCUAUGUUGGUGGACAAAUGGGGGACAUCGAUUUUUCGCCAAACGAUCCUCUUUUCUGGAUGCAUCACGCCUUUAUUGAUUGUAUUUGGGAAGAGUUUAGACAGAACAGCCAGACGACAAAUCUGGCCACUGAGUAUCCGACUGCUUUUGGACAACAUCAUCCACAAGCUUCGAUGCAGCCAUUUAGC